Molecule: messenger RNA, 1449 nt
Organism: Aphanomyces astaci
Lineage: Eukaryota; Oomycota; Saprolegniomycetes; Saprolegniales; Verrucalvaceae
Exons: 2
Coding region: 35-1399 (454 amino acids)
Biological process (GO): cilium assembly
Cellular component (GO): intraciliary transport particle B; centrosome; cilium
Source: RefSeq, a predicted model, not a curated record
AUAUCUUGAAGAGUCGUUCACCAGUUGCCGCACCAUGUCGUUCCGCGAGCUACGCAACUUUACCGAGAUGAUGCGGGCCUUGGGGUAUCCCCGCCCAGUGUCCGUGGAGAACUUCCGCAAGCCCAACUUUGAGCUUGUGUCGGACUUGCUGUAUUGGAUGGCCAAAAAGUACGACCCGAGUUCAAGCGUGACAGAAGAGAUCGACACCGAGGAAGACCGGAUUGUGUUCCUCACGUCGGUCACGUCCGAGUUCCAUUCCAAGGCGCGCAUCAAGCUGAACGCCAAGAAGCUGUACGCCGCGGACGGGUUCGCCGUGAAGGAGCUGAUCAAAGUUGCGAGGGUGCUGUACGAAGCGUCUCGGAUCGAUCCGUCGACCGUUGAAGACGACGACGAGCUCUCGACAAAGAGUUUGCUUGGCUCCAAGCUCAAAGAUGCCAAGGCCACGCGGGCCUUGUCGGCGGAAAUCACAGAGUGCGGUGCCAAAUUGUACGACUUGUUGGACAACGAACUCGAAGUGCGCGAGGCGCGGGUCCAGGCGAUUCGAUUCCUGGACACUGUGAGCUCCAACUUGGAGUCGACGAACGAGCACAAGUACUUGGAAAAGUCCAUCAAAAGCAUCAUUGUAUCGGUGCAAGAGAACGUCGAGAGUAUGGAGCGGCAGUGCUCGGAGCUCGACGCUGAGGAGAAAGCACUGGGGGCCAAGAUCAAAAAAGCCCAGGGUGACCUCGAACGCAGCGAGAAGCGGCUCAAGAGUUUGCAGAACGUCCGCCCGGCGUUCAUGGACGAGUACGAGAAGCUGGAGAAGGAGCUCGAGCGGCAGUACAUCAUCUACUGCGAACGCUAUCGCAACUUGGACUACCUCCAGCACGAACUCGACCUGCACAACGACCGCGAGAUGAAAAAACUUCAAGAAAAUGACCGCACGCUCAAGAAGAUGCAGAAAAAGUUCCGCGACGACGAGCUCGCGAUUUUGCGUGGCGAGCAGGAAGAGAUUGAUAUCCCAGUGCCUGACGACAAAGACCCAAAGAAAAGCAGUGCCCCCCCCCAGUCCAAGAAAGAUCAGCCGCGAAAGAGCAAGGCGGCGGCCACGUCGUCGGACAGCGAAAGCGAAGACGACGAAGAAGAGGACGAUGAGGAUACCCAAGGGGGAGGGUCUGGACGGGGAGGCGCGGCGACUGCCUCCGCCCCAACCAAAGCGGGCAAGAAACAACCAACACCUCAACCGAGUAAGGAAGCAGCAAAUGACUCGGACAACGACAGCGACGAAGUGUCGGUGGCCGACUCGGGGGAGCUCAUUGACAACGACGACGACUCGGCGACCGGAAGCGACGGCGAGUCGACCGGCAAGUCGGCGUCGGGGGGGUCCGAGUCGGAGUCGGAAUCGGACCGAGAUUUUUAGUGUCUUUAACAAACGAGUAAUGAAUCCAUCAUGUUCUAGUUCUAGUAAGA